AUGUUUAGUUUAACUCUCAGGUCAAGGAUUGGUAUCAAUCUGUAUUCUCGGGCACUUUGUCUUUCCAAACCGAGUUCAAUCGUACUUUCUAGACAUUUAUUACAUACCACACCAUCAUUAAGUAGCAUAUUCAAAAAGGCAGCUCCAACACCAACAUCAACCACAUCUUCUCCAACAUCACCAGCAACAGAUGAAGUUUAUAAGACUCAUCCAAUUCUUAAGAGAGUGCCGAGAUUCUUACGUCGUUAUACUACACAAUUCAUACAUGCACCUGUUAGUCAUGUCAUUUCGUUUCUUGUGCUUCAUGAAUUAACGGCCAUAGUACCUUUAAUUUCCCUUUGGUAUUGUCUUUAUAAUUUCCCUGAUUAUUUCCAUUUCAUAGAUUGGAGUGUGGGAAGUAUGAAUGAAGUAUAUGUGAAAGGAGUUGAAGUUAUCAAUAAGAGUUUGGAUAAGUAUCAAAUUGGGGCUAUUGAUGGAUUAGAAGAUAAAGUUAAAUUAUUAUCAACUGGUGCUACUUCAUAUGUAGUUGUUAAAUUAUUGGCACCCGGUAGAGUCGUAUUUAGUUUAUUAUUUAUGAAUUGGUUUGCUAAAUGGUUUGUGGUGCCAAUUUCUAACUUAUUCAAAAGAAAGAAACGUACCCCUUCUUCACCAAUCGAAAGUUCUGAAGAUACUGCCACUACGGUUACACCACCAAUUUCAAAUCUGAUUAGUGUUAAAAAAGUGGAUAAACCAAGAUUAUAA
Molecule: messenger RNA, 741 nt
Organism: Scheffersomyces coipomensis
Lineage: Eukaryota; Fungi; Ascomycota; Pichiomycetes; Serinales; Debaryomycetaceae
Exons: 1
Coding region: 1-741 (246 amino acids)
Cellular component (GO): mitochondrion
Source: RefSeq, a predicted model, not a curated record